AUUUUCGCGAGCCCGCCUCCGCAGCCAAUCCGAGAACUCACAACGCAAUCCCACAGCGCCAUUCUCGACCCUUCCAAGCUCCUCCCGGCCUCCCCUUCGCUUCCUCCGAUGGCCCGCACCAAGCAGACGGCGCGCAAGUCCACCGGCGGGAAGGCGCCGCGGAAGCAGCUGGCGACGAAGGCGGCGCGCAAGUCGGCGCCGGCCACCGGCGGCGUGAAGAAGCCGCACAGGUUCCGCCCUGGAACCGUCGCCCUGCGCGAGAUCCGCAAGUACCAGAAGAGCACGGAGCUGCUGAUCCGGAAGCUGCCGUUCCAGCGGCUGGUGCGGGAGAUCGCGCAGGACUUCAAGACGGACCUCCGGUUCCAGUCGUCCGCCGUGUCCGCGCUGCAGGAGGCCGCGGAGGCGUACCUGGUGGGGCUCUUCGAGGACACCAACCUCUGCGCCAUCCACGCCAAGAGGGUCACCAUCAUGCCCAAGGACAUCCAGCUCGCCCGCCGCAUCAGGGGCGAGAGGGCCUGAUGAACCACCUCUCUGUUUCUGGUCUCUGCCGCUGUUGAUGUUCUCGGUGUCCGUCGUCGUGUGUUAGGAUUUAGAAAAUGCUGAGUUGUCGCCUGUUGCUUCCUACUAGUAUCUUGUAGUGAUGGUUCGCCUCUGUAAUGUUGUUCAAUGGAAUGUUACUACUGCUUCA
Triticum dicoccoides is the source of this 688-nucleotide messenger RNA. RefSeq names its product histone H3.2. The record is from RefSeq and is a predicted model, not a curated record. Gene Ontology annotation, molecular function: structural constituent of chromatin; protein heterodimerization activity; DNA binding. NCBI's taxonomy places the organism in Eukaryota, Viridiplantae, Streptophyta, Magnoliopsida, Poales, Poaceae. Gene Ontology annotation, cellular component: nucleosome. The transcript has a single exon. The coding region runs from base 109 to 519 and encodes 136 amino acids.